Molecule: messenger RNA, 4091 nt
Organism: Columba livia (rock pigeon)
Lineage: Eukaryota; Metazoa; Chordata; Aves; Columbiformes; Columbidae
Gene: PERM1
Product: PPARGC1 and ESRR induced regulator, muscle 1
Exons: 4
Coding region: 324-2525 (733 amino acids)
Biological process (GO): regulation of DNA-templated transcription; response to muscle activity
Cellular component (GO): nucleus; cytoplasm
Source: RefSeq, a predicted model, not a curated record
AGAGGGCAGGAGUGAGCGAUUGGCAUCAGGAGUGGUCCUGGAGACCCCAGAUCCCGUGGGACAGAAAUGCAUUGGCUGGCACCCUUGCAUCUUCCCCACCAGCUUCUAUAUAUGGCCCUGCCCUCUCUGGACCCAUCACACUCGGAUCUCAAGUGACACGCUGGGGAGGAAGGGGGGGGUGCCUAUUUUUAGCCCCUGAAUGGAUCUGUGCUGGAGCCGAGCUCUCUGCCCCCGUCAAGGGUACAGCAUCAUGUUGUGUUGGGAGAUUUUUCCUGCGUGGCUUUUCGAAUGGCUCCAUCACCGGCUCAGACUGUGGUGCAGGCAUGGAUAAUUUCGAGUACAGCAUCCAGCUGAACGACCGGGACUGGGCUGAGUUCUUCUUGGCGUCGGAGGAAUGCGCCCUAGUGCCGGCUGCCCUGGCCACGGCCGAGGAGCAGUGCCUCAGUGACAUUGAACAAGGGGACGGCACACCGGGGAGGGACUGUCACAGCAGCAACGGGCAGAUUGCGGCGAGGGUGGGCAGUGAGCCAGGGCCUGGCACGGGAAGCUCUGCCCCACGUGGGGUGCCCAGAGACACCCCCCUGCGCUGGCCCGCCGGCCGGUACCUCUCCUUCCCGGAGCUCCUCUCGGGCAGCGAGGACGAAGCAGAUCUGGGCUCAGUCGCCAGGUUUCUGUGUGACAGCGACAAGCCCGGCUGCCCUUCUUCCGCCCCAAUGCCCAGCGUGCAGGGGACGCAGCCCCCCUGUCCCCCCGCAGCCGCUGGCAGCCCAGGGCAGGACGCAGCGUGUGAAGCAGCAGCACCGCAGCCGGCAUCGGAAAAAGGAGCAGCUGGCGGCAGUCAUGCCAUGGAGCCUCCCAGCCACCCAGCUGCAACAAGCGUCCCUCGGCAGGGAGGGGACGCAGGAGGGGAACGGCCCCACGGCAGCCCGGUGGUGGCACAGCCACCAGUGCCGGGCAUCUCGCCGGCACCACCUGCCUCCCCGGAGAGCUCAGCGAGGAAAAGUCCCAGCGUUUCCCGCUCGGAGCCCAGGCUACGGGGACCCUUGCGUGACCACCCGCCGAGCCCAUCCCUGGAGGCUGUGCCCAAAGCACCCGUCUUUCCGCCGCGGGACGAGGCGAGCGGGGAGAGAGCGGGUGCUGAGCCGAGCUCCCCAGCUGCUUCCCCAGAGGUGGUGAGGCCCAAGGUGCCGGGGCAGAUGAGAAAGAGCCGCAAGCAACGUGGAGCUGCUGCCACUGAGGCAGCCCAGGGGGACAGGGAGACUCCAGGGACUGUGGGACAAGGGACGGUGGUACCUGCAAAGGCACCUUUAAGCUCACCAAUGUCCUCACGAAAGAGCAAAGGGAAGGAGAAGGCAGCCAAGGCUGCUCCUGUGAAGAUGGGGAGCGAGGAGGCAGCGGAGAGCAAACGGCCGGUGCCCAGCCCUGGUGUGGAUGGGGGCGAACCAGAUGCGAGUGCUUCUCCGAAGCAGAAGGUGAAGGAGCUGGGGGCACAGUCCCCAGGGAAAACAAGGGCCACCAAGCAUUCAAAGCCAGGGCAGGCUGGUGGCUCGGGCAUACGUGACAAUUUGCCAGUGAUCGCUGCCAGCGAAGCUGCAGCUCCUUCGGGAGAGGCGUGCCAGGAGAUGCCGAGGAAGCCUCCCCAUCCCAAGAGUGUGGCAGCUUUUGGGGGAGAUGCUGCUGAGGGAGCUCAUGGGGAACCUGUAUCUGAGACCCCCAGAGAGCUGGGACCCCCUUGCUUCACCACCGGGGACUUUGCAAGGACAGACACCCUGGACGUGACUUGGCCAGAGAUGUAUGACUAUUUGUUCUGUGAAUCCCAAGGGGAAGAUGAAGGAAUGGGGAGCUCAGUGGAGGAGGAGAUAACACCCUUGGAAAGGGAAAUGUCCUUGCCUGAACUGUAUGAAUAUUUUUUCAAUGAACCAGAAGGAAAAAGGAAAAAAGCCAAGGGUAAAGACAGAAAGCAAAAGAAGUUCGGCAGCUUGGACCAUGCUCAGCUGCAAAACAAGGAUCUCGACUUGGCUCCAGCUGGAGACACCCUGGUUAUCUCUGUUCCUGAGGUGUAUGAACACUUCUUUCAGGAUGGGCCUGGGAACAGAGCGGGCUGGAGAGGGGUUUUCUCAAUCACACCGCCCUCCGAGAUGAAAAAAGCCGUGGGGGCUUUGAAGACCCUCCUGCAAAGGCCAAUGGAUCUCGUCAGAGGCCAAGCCUCAGCCUCCCCGGCUCUGGUGCGGAGAGGAUCUGCAGAGAAGCUCCCGCUCGUGCCGCUGGCUCCGCGGGGAAGAGACCAGGCACAACCAGAUGUUUUGGACAUGGCCCUUGCUCUGAGAGGGAGACCCGAGGCUCCGCUGGCGCUGACCCACAAGGACAUGUGCCUGGUCUUCUGUGCCUUUGCAUCCUGGGUGGUGAAGACCUCUGACCUGCGCUCUCCGGAUGCCUGGAAGACGGUGUUCCUGGCAAGUUUUGGCACGCUUUCUGCCAUCCGCUACUUCCGAAGGCAGGUCAGAGAAGGAUGCCCCCGGCCCUAGGCUCAUGCCAAGGGUGCUUCCCGAGGACAGGCGAGGACGUCGGUGGCAGAGGCCGGGGACUUUGUUCUUGGGCGGUGCGAGAAGCCUGGAUCCCAGCACCGAGACUUCUCUGGACCCAUCCCGAAAUGGGACGGUUUGUCACAGGAAGCAGGAUCCUUCUGGUGACAGUCAUUUACAAUACGGUAGGCGGUUUGUACCUGUACUGGACAGAAGAGGAGCCCAGCGUGGGCUGGCUCUGUUCUUUCUUUGCACACUUCUUGCAUACUUCUGCUGUCUCCCAGGAGCAGUCACAGUGUCUGUUCCAGGGCACUGUUUGUCUGUCCUCCCUCCUGAAGUCGUUUGGUGGCAAGAGAAGGCACCGAGGUGGUGGAGGGAGGAGAGAGCAAGAGAAACCAGGAAAGUGCUUCAUUCCUAUGAAAGGGCUGGGGUGUCUGUGGAGGAAGAGAAUAUAGAGUUUUGGGGAAGAGCUGUCUCUGUCCCAAGACAGGGCUUUGCUAGGCAUGUACUGGCCACACGCUGAGCCGGGCGGUGCUAAAUGGGGAUGGAGGAGCCACUCACUUGGCAAAGCCCAUGUCUCCCAUGACUGGUUUGGCUGAUAGCAGGAGGACUCAUCCUCUUGGGUUUCACUCCAAGAAGUCACAGCUCGGUCUGAGGGUUCAGGAGGCUGAGAUAGGGUUUCUGCCAUGGGUGAGAAGCACCCACUGCAAGGACACAUCUCACACGGGGAGGUGUCGCACAGCCAGGGAAAGGGACAGCCGGAGGUGGCUGUGCAGGAUGGAAAGGGGCUGCAGGGGCAGCAGAAAAAAGGGCUGAGCUCAGGGAAGCCUCAGGAAAGAGCCCUGACAAGGACAGGAGCAUGCUGAAGAGGAGAAGGUGGCACAUGUACACAUUUGGCUCUGACAAUCAGCAGAUGGAGGGUCUAGGUGUAUCACUUGGUCCCUCCACUGCCUCCCAUCCCGCAGACAUCAAGUUCACUGGGAGGAGAUGCCAAAUGUGUCACCUUGCGGGGCUGGAGAGGGCUGGAGGGGACACAGAAUGGAAAAUGGUGUGAAAAAGGAAAAGGAAGCAGCUCAGGUUCUUCCCUGUCCCCAGUGUCUGCCGGAUCACUCAAGGGCAUUAUUCAUGAGGGUUUUUCUUUACUCCGAAGUCUGCUAACAGCAUGGAUGUGAGAUUUGUUGAGCACAUAGGGACCAGAUCCACAAAGUUACUGGGGGGAAAUCUGCCCAGAAAACCUGUGUGCAUCUGCCUAUGGGCUUUAUAGGAACAGUCUGUGGCAACGUUUGUUGUACAAAUUGAGAGAGAAGAGGUUUAGCUCUUUCCUUGCAAUGCAGAGUGCCAUGAAAUUUUAAUGUGUGUGGGGUUGUACUUAAGACCACGUAUUAUUGCUGAUAGGAGAGCACACUGUACAAUUGUACGGUGAGAUAUGUAGCAGUAAAUAGCAAGAGAGAGAGAUGUACAGGCUCUAUAUGGACUAUAGUAGCUGUAUACCCAGUAAGAAGAGUUUUGUGGAGGAGGAGAACAGAUAAAUUAUGCUGGAAGCUUCUAAUAAAGAUCUAUCCCAUUUAA